AUGAACGGUCUUAUUUUGGUCCAAAGCAUGUAAAAAGUUAAGGUUUUCAGUUAUACGGACUAUGAAAUCAACGCGACUAACGAACGGUUUGAAUAUGAGACCGGCAUUCUUUAACGACAGUCCAAUAGUACUGAAACUCAUACAAGACAAUUUUUCAAGGGAUCCGCAUUACAAGGUAAUUUAUCUAUAUACAUUAUCAGUUUGAUCAGAAUUUCUUAUCUUUUAAACAAAGGAAAAAUGUCUAUCAUUGUCUAAAUUCGAAUUUCUAGAGCGUUGGCUGUACAAUCUCCGAACUGGGGCCGAUCGCUAAUCGCAAAUUGCAAAAGGCCCUUCAACAGCCAUAUUCACUAAUCAUCGAAGAUUCAGUGAAUUUUUUUUUUCUCAUUCUGAGGCUGGUCAGCUGAAAACUUUACUAGGAUGGCCAUCCUUCGGGAUUCGUCCUUGCCAGUAAAACUCACAGGUAUCGUGAACGGAGGCGAGAAGCCUCAGAAGUGGACAAGGAUAACGGUGUGAACUAUGUCUACUUGGGUUUAGUUUUACUGUGUUUAAUGGAAUUUCAAGGAUUUUCAGAUAGAUUAUUCAAGUUUUGUCGGUUGCAUUUUUGGGUGAAUGUGCAUGAUCGUUACGAGAAGGUGCUUGUUGAAUAGUUUCCGAUGCCCAAUUAUUUUAGGUGGCCGUUCUGAAAAGCAUAGUUUUACUAGGGAAACAAGAUCUAGCCGUUUACACGAGCAUAAUCGCUGCCACGAUAAAGCGAAUUCGAGUAAGAGACCGUCUGAAGUUUUUAAAUUAUAAAAAUAACUUCGAGGAAAGCGACGAAACAAUCGAAGGAGUGAUGUGCGUUGCGACUGACGAAAUGACACUGAAAACUUUGAAAGAAGCUGGCUUCCAAGUACUUUUCAGUUGUCCUCCGGAAAUGUACGUCAAGGUGAUUCCAAUUACAGGGAGGCCAACUUUUUCAAUGAUCAUUUCGCAGGACUGUGGUGAGAUUUGGCAGCCUCAGAGCAAUCUUCGCUCCGCCCACGUCGCUUGGAUUCCUUUUGAAGAUGUCGUUGCCAGAAAGAAGAGAGGCACAAAAUAA
Messenger RNA from Caenorhabditis auriculariae, 1078 nucleotides. The record is from the annotation of a GenBank genome assembly. NCBI's taxonomy places the organism in Eukaryota, Metazoa, Nematoda, Chromadorea, Rhabditida, Rhabditidae.